AUGCGAGUCUUGCAUGGCCCUGCAGCACCGCUCGCAGGUCCUGCACGGCUCUGCAGCACCAGCUGUGGGUCCUGCACUGCCCUGCAGCGCUGUCUGCAGGUCCUGCAUGGCCCACAGCACCGGGUGCAAGUGCUUCAUGGCCCUGCAGCGCUGUUUGCAGGUCUUGUGUGGCCCUGCAGUGCUGGGUGCUGGUCCUGCAUGGCCCCGCAGCGCUGGGUGCUAGUGCUGCACAGUCCUGCAGCACCGUUUGCAAGUCCUGCAUGGCCUUGCAGCGCCGGGUGCAAGCGCUACACGGCCCUGCAGCACCAGGUGCAAAUCCUGCACAGCCGUGCAGCACCCUUGGUGAGCCUUGUAGGGCCCUGCAGCACCGUUUGCGGGCCCUGCACGACCCUGCAGCGCCGGCUGGGAGCCUGGCGCGGCCCUGCAGCAGGGUUUGGGGGGUCCCGGCGGGCCCCGCCACGCCGCACUGGCCUGGCGCAGCGCCGCAGCGCUUCCCUGGGACCCUCUCAGCCCCGCGGCGCCUUUCACGGGCCAGGUCCCAGCCGGCUCUGCAGCACGGUGUGCCGGCCUGGUGCGGCGUUGGCACGUCCCAGGCGGUUCCUGCACCUGCCCCGGGCGCCCGCAGCUGGGACGCCCAGGCCGGUGCCGGAGCCGGUGCCGGAGCCGGUGCCAGCGGGAAGCAGGUUCCCGUCGCGGCACAACUGGAAAGGCGCCAGGGCGGCGCCGGGCUCGGCUCGGUGGUGCCGGGGGCACGUCGGCAGCUCCGCGGCAGCCGCCGGCGGUGGUGGGGACCGUGGGGACGCCUGGGGAAAGAGUUCAGUUUUUAACGUACCCGACUCACAUCUUUUUUUAAAACAAACAGACAAAUUUUGUUGCACAGCCCUAGAUGAAACAGUAAAAACAAAAAAAAAAGCCUAAAUUCCUUAAGAUCCGCCGA
Molecule: messenger RNA, 937 nt
Organism: Aquila chrysaetos chrysaetos
Lineage: Eukaryota; Metazoa; Chordata; Aves; Accipitriformes; Accipitridae
Product: translation initiation factor IF-2-like
Exons: 2
Coding region: 1-918 (305 amino acids)
Source: RefSeq, a predicted model, not a curated record